GAUGGCGGACGAGAUGGACGUGGAAACAUCGACAACGGGCUCUAAAAGUUCUAAAGACGAAGCAAUGGAAGUAGAUUUACCACAAGUAGACAGAGUAACAAGUAAGGGGUCAUCUGGUGCAGGUAGUAGCACUGGAAAAAGCUCCAAAGGCUUCGAACUGCCGUGGGUGGAAAAAUACCGACCAACCAAACUGCAGGAAAUAGUUGGAAAUGAAGAAACUGUUAGUCGCUUAGAGGUUUUUGCAGAGCAAGGAAAUGUUCCGAACAUCAUCAUUGCGGGUCCCCCUGGUACAGGAAAGACCACAAGUAUCUUAUGUUUGGCCAGGGCACUUUUGGGCACUUCAUUCAAAGAUGCUGUGCUUGAACUAAAUGCAUCUAAUGACAGAGGAAUUGAUGUGGUGCGUAACAAGAUUAAGAUGUUUGCUCAGCAGAAAGUUACUUUACCAAAAGGCAGGCACAAAAUUAUAAUUUUGGAUGAAGCAGACAGCAUGACAGAUGGUGCACAACAGGCUCUUAGAAGAACAAUGGAAAUCUACUCCAAAACUACACGCUUUGCUCUGGCUUGCAACACAUCCGAGAAAAUUAUUGAGGCGAUCCAGUCCAGAUGUGCUGUUCUACGAUAUUCAAGAUUGACUGAUGCACAAGUCUUACACAGACUUUUAGAAGUUUGUGAAAAAGAACAGGUCACCAAAACUGAUGAUGGAUUGGAAGCAAUUGUCUUCACAGCUCAAGGGGAUAUGAGACAGGCGAUAAACAACCUGCAAUCUACCUUUUAUGGAUUUGGAUUUGUUAACAGUGAAAAUGUGUUUAAGGUUUGCGAUGAACCGCAUCCUCUGUUGAUUCGAGAGAUGAUCAAGUCAUGUUCAACAGGGGACAUUGACGAAGCUUACAAGGUUCUCUCACAUUUGUGGUACAUGGGGUAUGCUCCAGAGGACAUCAUAACCAACAUCUUCCGAGUGUGCAAGAACUAUCAGAUGUCAGAAUACCUCAAACUGGAGUUUAUUAAGGUAAGACGAACUGUUAAGCUGUGCAAGCAUUAG
Messenger RNA from Stylophora pistillata, 1039 nucleotides. Its product is annotated as replication factor C subunit 2. The record is from RefSeq and is a predicted model, not a curated record. Gene Ontology annotation, cellular component: DNA replication factor C complex; nucleus. Gene Ontology annotation, biological process: DNA-templated DNA replication; DNA repair. Gene Ontology annotation, molecular function: ATP binding; DNA binding; ATP hydrolysis activity. NCBI's taxonomy places the organism in Eukaryota, Metazoa, Cnidaria, Anthozoa, Scleractinia, Pocilloporidae.